GCUAGAUUCGUCAACAUGUCUCAAACACCUUCGCACGCUUGCUGUACCGUACCUCCAGUCGUCAAAGAUGGCUACAAGGAGAAGGGUACCUGGACCACUGUUAACGGUCUCAAGACCUACACUACGGGUCCGUCUUCCGCGAAAAAGGGCAUCCUUGUCGUCUAUGAUAUCUUCGGAUAUUUCCCACAGACUCUUCAAGGCGCCGAUAUUCUUGCUACUGGUGAUUCGCAUCAAAAUUACCAGGUCUUUAUGCCUGACUUCUUCGAGGGCAAACCUGCAGAUAUUUCUUGGUACCCUCCUGACAACGAAGAGAAAGGUAAGAAGCUCGGCGACUUCUUCAACACCACGGCUGCACCACCGACAACCGUUGGCCGUAUCCCAAAAAUCUUGGAUGAGCUGAAGAAUAGCACUGGCAUCCAGGACUGGGGCAUUCUAGGCUACUGCUGGGGUGGUAAGAUAGUGAAUCUUAGCACGCAGCAGGGCACGCCUUUCAAGGCUGGUGCGGCGGUGCAUCCGGCGAUGGUAGACGCCGGGGAUGCGAGUGGGAUUACAGUUCCGGUAGCGCUGUUGCCGAGUAAGGAUGAGAGCAAGGAAGAUGUGGAGAAAUGGGAGAAGGCGUUGAAGGUCAAGACGAGAGUGGAGUGGUUCAAUGAUCAGGUUCAUGGAUUCAUGGCUGCUCGUGGUGAUCUUGACAACGAGCGCGUUCGCUCCGAGUAUGAGCGUGGGUACAAGAUCCUCCUCGACUGGUUCCACGACCACGUGUGAGUGACUCCAUUUAUAUCGUAACGUGUGGCGGCACUUCUCCAUCUACAAACAUGAAGUUGUAGCUUCGUCAUGGAACGUGGUAUGCGCUAGUCAUUUCGUAGGACAAAGAGAUAAACAAGCAAGCCAGAAACUAGUCACAUGUGCUAAUUAUUAACAACCCUUGCGGCA
Messenger RNA from Pseudovirgaria hyperparasitica, 933 nucleotides. RefSeq names its product carboxymethylenebutenolidase. Bases 16 to 765 code for a protein of 249 amino acids. Lineage: Eukaryota; Fungi; Ascomycota; Dothideomycetes; Acrospermales; Acrospermaceae. Gene Ontology annotation, molecular function: hydrolase activity. The record is from RefSeq and is a predicted model, not a curated record. The transcript is spliced from 4 exons.